AUGCUCAGAUUAUCCUCAAACUCCUCAGAUUAUCCUCAAACUCCUCAGACUACUCCUCAAACUACUUCUCAGAUUAUCCUCAAACUCCUCAGACUACUCCUCAAACUACUCCUCAGACUACUCCUCAGAUUAUCCUCAAACUCCUCAGAUUAUCCUCAGACUCCUCCUCAGACUACUCCUCAAACUCCUCAGAUUAUCCUCAGACAACUCCUGAAACUACUCCUCAGACAACUCCUCAGAUUAUCCUCAAACUCCUCAGAUUAUCCUCAGACUCCUCCUCAGACUACUCCUCAAACUCCUCAGAUUAUCCUCAGACAACUCCUGAAACUACUCCUCAGACAACUCCUCAGAUUAUCCUCAAACUCCUCAGAUUAUCCUCAAACUCCUCAGAUUAUCAUCAAACUCCUCAAACUACUCCUCGGUCUAAUCCUCAGACUCCUCCUCAGAUUAUCCUCAGAUUAUCACUUUACAUAUAUAUAUCGAUAA
Messenger RNA from Trichomonas vaginalis G3, 486 nucleotides. RefSeq lists its product as uncharacterized. The record is from RefSeq and is a predicted model, not a curated record. The transcript has a single exon. The coding region runs from base 1 to 486 and encodes 161 amino acids. NCBI's taxonomy places the organism in Eukaryota, Parabasalia, Trichomonadida, Trichomonadidae.